Drosophila hydei is the source of this 2240-nucleotide messenger RNA. RefSeq lists its product as uncharacterized. NCBI's taxonomy places the organism in Eukaryota, Metazoa, Arthropoda, Insecta, Diptera, Drosophilidae. The transcript has a single exon. The record is from RefSeq and is a predicted model, not a curated record. The coding region runs from base 77 to 1111 and encodes 344 amino acids.
AGUUGUCCUGGUGUUCGAUGUAUAAAUUUGUUGUAAGAUUAUCUAAAAUAAAAAAAAAUUUGUUUACUGUGCCGCAAUGAACGUUGAGGGCAUGAAGUGUGAUGAGAAUUUGGCUGCCUAUCGCGAAACGUUGCUGAACAGCAAGAGAGUGCUUUAUUGGUGCCGGCGGCUGAAUUUGAUGCCCGAUGAGGUGCAGAAACUGUCGCCGCAGCAGAUAAAGUCCCGCAAAUUGUUAGUGCAACAGGCGGAAGAGCUAGAGGAGCUUCGCAGGAAGCAAUUCAAACGCUGGCAAAAUCUCAAUGAACUGCGCUGGCUCAUGUACGAGGAGCAGCGCAAAUAUAAUGUGAAAUGUGGUCAGCAAGCGACGGACACUUCCAUCUGGCAGAUCUUGUCCUUAGCACAAUACGAGCUGGAAAAGGAGUUAGACAUGCCAAGUCUUCGCGGCGACUGUCCUCGUUUUCCCUCGCCCAUGUCUGUUGCGUAUACCAAUCGUGAGUCAGACAGUACGAACAAUGUACUCAAACCACUAACACCUGUAAUCAUGGGAUUGAGCGAGUCUCAAAACAUACAAUUGUCGGAAGAAAAAUUAACGACACUCGCAAGCAACCAAUUGUCGGCAGAGGGACUAACGCCGCUCGCAGACAGGCAAUUGUUGGCAGAUGAACUGACACGCAUCGAAAGUGGGCAAUUUCCGCAAGUGUGGAUAGAGGAGCUGAGGCGACUCGCAAGCAAACAAUUAACAUCUGUAAGAAAUCAAAAAUUCCUAAGUCAAAUGGCCAGUAGCUUAAGACAUUCGAAGUCUAGUAAUAGGGACACUGCGAACAAGAACGCUUCCUUGACCAACGAUGAGCUUGUCGGUAUUCGCCUCCAAUUAAAGGAAAUCAAAAAAUCAACUCGUAACUGCGAUAUGAUGGUUGAUAUGCUAUUUGCAGAAUACAUUAAGCCGAUUUCCCAGUUUAGCAGUAGAUUAGGAUUCAAUAAAACUAAUUAUUGCGAUUGCGACUCGGAAGAAGACAAUAAUACGAGUGCGUUUGAAAUAGAAAGGAAGUGCGAAGGAACUGAAUCUGAUUCCGAUCUGAUCAAUACUGAAUACGAUAGGUAUUCUGAUUAAAAAUUGAAAGUUCAGAAAUUAAAGUGAAAUGGGCAUUGUCAGUUUUUUGGGGCUCCCAGCAGGACACCUGGUCACAAUUUGAUGAGCCGGUUCGCGUAUUUUGGGACUAAGAACAUGCUGGCUGCCUGACCAGUCCGUUAUGGCUCGUUUGCUGUUAAUUAAAUGGACACCUGCACGCCUAAUGCGACACUGUCAGCUAGCCAGCCAGUUUGCAGUCCCUCAGGUUCUCCUGAGCCCGACAAUCGCCAUCAGUUUGCCUUUUUCACACUCGCAAUUCACGUUAAAUGACUGGCUUGAACCUUGUCGUGAACCAUGGCUACCAACCAAAUCGAUGCCAAACUCAUGAAUUGAUAAAUGGCCGGCGAGAUCGAGUAUCGACCGUCGAACAUAGGCAUCGGCAUCGGCAUGGGCAUCGGCAUCGGCAUCGAUGGUCACUGGCUGCUACGUUUGGUUCAUUGCCGGCCUUUGGCGAACUCGUUUGAAAAUUAAUAAGUUUCGAUUUGGAAGCCCCAAGGAGGCGCCGAGUACAACGUUGCCGGGCAGUUUAUCUGUGUGAAAUUCAAUUGAGGAAAUAUAUAUAUAAAUUGCACAAACAAGCUGAACGCCGAAGUUGCAAGGGAGCUAAGGCUGCUGCUGAAGUUGUGGCAUGCAGCAGCAAUAGCAGCAGCAGCUAUCUAGCCGGCCAGAUCCACUAUGUUGUUAAUUAACGCUUGCAAUGGCGUAGAACCCAUUAGCUCUUAAUUACCAUAAACAUGACAAUUCCAUUCGUAAACAAGCAGCCAAGCAGUGCAUUUGCAAGCAGUGCACGCAGUGCAUUAUGCAUAGCAACAAGGUCGUUACCCGUUAGCAACUUGUGGCCAGCAUGCCCAAGCAACACUUUUGUUGCGCUGCACUUUUCUGUUGAAUUAGAAUCUAAAGGAAGCCAAAAUACUAUACAGUUGUUUUUUUUUUUUCAAUUCAACUUUGUAUGCAUGAAUUAUAAUUGACUUUGACAGCAAAGCUACAACAAUAACAAAUUGCAUGCAAAACAAUCAAUCAACGAUAAUUUCUCGCUCAAUUAGACAGCAAACAUGCCAAAUAAAAGAAACAGAGAAACCAACUACAACAACAAUAAAACGAAAAUAAAGUA